This is a messenger RNA of Bactrocera dorsalis (oriental fruit fly), 2826 nucleotides long. RefSeq names its product protein deltex (gene dx). The record is from RefSeq and is a predicted model, not a curated record. The transcript has 6 exons. Gene Ontology annotation, biological process: Notch signaling pathway; protein ubiquitination. Gene Ontology annotation, cellular component: nucleoplasm. NCBI's taxonomy places the organism in Eukaryota, Metazoa, Arthropoda, Insecta, Diptera, Tephritidae. Bases 426 to 2690 code for a protein of 754 amino acids. Gene Ontology annotation, molecular function: zinc ion binding; ubiquitin protein ligase activity.
AUUCUUUUUGUAGUUUUCGUAUAAUUUUAAUUAGGAUCAAUUGAUCUGCUCUGAUUGUACACUGAUUUGAUUGUAAUGAAAUGAUAUUUAUACAAAAACUUUACAUAUUUAUAGGAAAAGUGAUUAGCUAACUAUGGUUGUUGAAUAUCCGCUUUCAAUUGAAAAGCAAGCGCUUUGAUUAAUAGAAAAUGAUUACUUUCGUGUGCAAGUGAAUGCAGAGCCACCAUUUUUAUUUUUGUGUUUAUUUUGUGAUCGACAUUUAGUGUGUGAAUUGGGAGCAGAUACAUCGAGUGAAUAAAUGAUCGUUGAUUAUAUUUGAUACACAAAUUACCAAUAUAAUAAUAUAAAUUGUUUUGUGAAUUGAAUUGGUUAUGCAGCGGUGAAACAAGAAAUAUACUCUCCGAUUUUGCGGUUAGCUUUCGCUAAUGGCAGGUCACGGUUGUGUUGGUGUUGGGAGUGGGGGAGGUAUUAGUGGUUGCGGAAGCGGUGUAGGCGUUGCAAGUGUAGGUUCUGGAAGUGGGGGUGGUGCAAAUGCAAACGUGAACACCCACGCAGUAGUCGUGUGGGAGUUCGAAUCCAGCAAUAGCAAGUGGCUACCCUACAGUCCUGAUGUCUCUCAACAUUUGGAGCGGGCACAUGCCAAAAAGUUGACGCGUGUCCUUCUCAGUGAUGCCGACCCACAACUUGAACAAUAUUAUGUUAAUAUACGGACUAUGACUCAAGAGUUAGAAGAAGAUUCUGGCUUUUCCACCAUUAAUGUUCGCCGAAUGUUUUAUGUACCCAGUUCUCCACCUGGAAAGGGUACCAAAUGGGAACGUUUGGGUAGCGCGGGGCCGGGCGAUUGGCAUCCGUUCAAUAUGCAUUUACAGUGUAUAAUAGAGGAUGCCUGGUCUAAGGGCGAACAGCGACUGGAUCUAUGCAAUACACGAUAUGGAACACCCUAUAUAAUUAAUUUUUGUAACCUAACGCAAAUUCGUCAGCCGAAUGGACCAAUCCGUAGCAUUCGCCGAACACAACAGGCACCAUAUCCUCUUGUCAAAUUAACACCUCAACAAGCACAGCAACUUAAUGUGAAUUUCUAUAAUGACUUCUGUACUAAACGAAACAACACCCUCCCGAAAACAUCUGCUAAAAUAAGCGACACAAAACAACUGCAGCAGCGUAUGUCAUCUCAUAGCAAUGGGUUGACAACGACUUCGAUGUCACAUGGCAGUCGACAACCUCAGCCGUUGCCUCCAAUGGCAACAAUCUCCAGUCAACAUCUUCAACAUGGCCAUCACCAACAGCAACCAAUUCACCAUCAUGGCAAUUCCCACCUACAAACGAGUUCGCAUGCGCAUACACAACACCGCAGCAAGUCACACAAGAAGACUGGAGAAAUGUCCACCACUAAUUUGCGCCAUAUACUCAACAACUUGAAUAUAUUCGGAAGUAGUACAAAAAGUAGCAACCCCCAUUUGAAUAACAAUGCAAAUGUGGCGCAGCUUGGACAUAAUUCAGUCCCUUCUUCAGUAAAUCACUUGAGUAUGCCGUUUUCACAUUCGAAAACACCACUGACUGCGUCUAUGAAAAGCCACCACAGUCGUUGUUCCGACGGUUCCUUACAAUCUCAGCGUAGCAGCCGUUUGGGAUCGCACCGUUCACGUUCACGCACACGUGCUUCGGACACUGACACAAACAGUAUGAAAUCGACAAGACGCCCCAGUGUAGACACUGUUUCCACCUAUUUAUCGCACGAAAGCAAAGAAAGUCUUCGUAGUCGCAAUUUCGCCAUAUCUGUAAACGAUCUGCUAGAUUGUUCGUUAGGCAGUGAUGAGGUUUUUAUACCAUCACUACCGCCCUCCUCUCUAGGUGAACGUGCACCAGCACCCCCGCCACUUCCGCACCAUGCGAGUUCGUUAAAUUUAGCGCCCUCUGUUGGAACAGCAGGAGGCUCUGUAACCGUCGGUGCCUCUCUACACAACACUAAGCCACAUCAAUCUCAACAACAUAUAUUAUCCUCGGCACAACAAUCGACCAUUGCCGGUUCUAUAGUAGGCGUGGAUCCGGCGAGCGAUAUGAUAUCAAGAUUCGUCAAGGUUGCCGAGCCGCCGGUGUGGCCUAACGCGCAACCGUGCCCGAUGUGUAUGGAAGAGCUGAUACAAAGUGCACAGAAUCCGACCAUAGCAUUGACGCGCUGCCAGCAUUUAAUGCAUUUACAAUGCCUGAACGGAAUGAUUAUUUCACAGCAAGGUGAAAUGUCCAAAAACCUCUUUAUUGAGUGUCCAGUAUGUGGCAUUGUUUACGGCGAGAAAGUUGGCAAUCAGCCCAACGGCACCAUGUCGUGGAGUAUUAUUAGUAAAAGUCUACCCGGCCACGAAGGUCAGAACACCAUACAAAUUGUUUAUGACAUUGCAUCUGGUGUACAAACUGAGGAACAUCCCCAUCCAGGUCGUGCAUUCUUUGCCGUUGGUUUUCCGCGCGUCUGCUAUUUACCUGACUGUCCGCUUGGUCGCAAGGUAUUACGAUUCCUUAAAAUCGCUUUUGACAGACGUCUUCUCUUCUCCAUUGGCCGUUCAGUGACCACAGGGCGUGAAGACGUGGUCAUUUGGAAUAGUGUUGAUCACAAAACUCAGUUCAAUAUGUUCCCUGAUCCCACAUAUUUGCAGCGUUGCAUGCAACAAUUAGUGCACUUGGGUGUCACCGACUAAUGAACACACGCAAAUUCGACCAAUCUAAACAUUUAUAUAUAUAACAAACAUAUGCAGAUAUUCUUAUAAGCCUUAUUCAUUAUUAUCAUAAUUUAAUUAAGUGUGCAAUUUGAAAGUGUUUCAAAGAAAGUGGCGU